AUGACAGAAGACCAACAUAAACUUGCAAUUGAAGCCAAUAUCAAGGUUUUUGACUCGAAGAUGGCAGAUGAAUACGACAAUCGCGAAGCAAUACACUUUUUGAGUAUAUUUUUCGCCAAAUCCUUAUUAGAAUUCGAUAUGACCCGUCCACGAAAGACUCUUGAAGAGUCAAGUAAAAUAAUUGGAGACCCAGAAAAACUAUACAAUGGGGUUUCGCCUGAUAAAUCAUUACCAGAUCCACACACAUUUAAAACCCAAUUUCCCAAUAGUGCUUUCAAACCAGGGAUGAAGCUUAUGGAUUUUGCGUGUGGCACAGGAAUACUCACACAGCACUUUGCUCGGUAUUUGGCCACGGAUUCGGGUCAGAAGUCCGAAAUAGUUGGUAUCGACAUUAAUCCAGCCUUUUUGGCCAAAUUCAAAGAAAAGGCCAACCAAAUCAAUGCCAAAUACAAUGGGGUCGCGAUGACAUCAUACUUGUGCGAUAUCUUGGACCCCACGGCCAAAGAAGUAGUCUCUCAGUUUGAAGAUUCCAUGGAUCUAAUUGUAUGCACAAUCUCAUACCAUCAUAUAGAUAACUACGAGAAAGUGACCCAGAAGUUGGCCUCGUUUCUCAGACCUGGUGGGUGGUUGUACAUUGUCGACUUCUACAAUGAAGAUGUUGAGACAUCUUCUAGCACCAAAAGUGCUUCCCAUGCUGUCAGACACAUGGGUGGCUUGAAAGUAGAUGCGCUCAACAGAACAUUGGGUGAGUAUUCCAACCUCACAAAUGUUUCGAGUGCUAGAGAAGCCAGGGUGUACUUGUGGCAGGAACAAGCCUUUAUCGAGCACCACUUACCGGAGGAAAUCAAUAAAAAGUUGAAAGAUAACCAACUCAGAUCCAAAAUCUCCAACGGAACUACAGUAUACUUAGUUGAGACCAGUUUGAUCUUGGCUAUUGGUCAAAAAAAGUAG
Messenger RNA from Debaryomyces fabryi, 951 nucleotides. RefSeq names its product class I SAM-dependent methyltransferase. Bases 1 to 951 code for a protein of 316 amino acids. The record is from RefSeq and is a predicted model, not a curated record. NCBI's taxonomy places the organism in Eukaryota, Fungi, Ascomycota, Pichiomycetes, Serinales, Debaryomycetaceae. The transcript has a single exon.